CGAGGUCUGGGCCGAGGGCUGGCUGGCAGCGGCUGGGGCCGCGAGCGGGGAUCGCGGCGUGGAGGUGCUAGCAGACGCGGGCGGCGGCGAGUCGGGAGCCCCCGGGCCGGAGCCGAGCUAACCGCAGUGGGGACCGGGGCCCAGAGCCGCGGCGGCUGAGGCCGGAGGAUGAUGGCAGCGCCCGCUGGGGCCGGGGCACUGAUUGCAUCCCCAGACCGCAGGCGCUGGCUGUGGUCGGUGCUUGCGGUGGCGCUCGGACUCUUGACUGCUGGUGUAUCGGCCCUGGAGGUGUAUACACCAAAAGAAAUCUUCGUGGCAAAUGGGACACAAGGGAAGCUGACAUGCAAGUUCAAGUCUACUAACACGACCGGCACGCUGACCUCAGUCUCCUGGAGCUUCCAGCCAGAGGGGACUGACACCACUGUGUCGUUUUUCCACUACUCCCAAGGGCAAGUGUAUGCCGGGAAUUAUCCACCAUUUAAGGACAGAAUCAGUUGGGCCGGAGACCUCGACAAGAAAGAUGCAUCAAUCAACAUAGAAAAUAUGCAGUUUAUACACAAUGGCACCUACAUCUGUGAUGUCAAAAAUCCUCCUGACAUUGUUGUCCAGCCAGGACACAUAAGGCUUUAUGUUGUAGAGAAAGAGAUUUUGCCCGCGUUUCCAGUUUGGGUGGUGGUGGGUAUAGUUACUGCCGUGGUCCUAGGUCUCACUUUGGUCAUCACCGUGAUUCUGGCUGUCCUCUAUAGAAGGAAAAACUCUAAACGGGAUUAUACCGGCUGCAAUACAUCAGAGAAUGUGUCACCGGUUAAGCAGGCUCCACGGAAGUCCCCCUCCGACACAGAGGGUCUAGUAAAGAGCCUGCCUUCUGGAUCUCACCAGGGCCCAGUCAUAUAUGCGCAGCUAGACCACUCUGGCGGACAUCACAGCGACAAGAUUAACAAGUCAGAGUCUGUGGUGUACGCGGACAUCCGGAAAAAUUGAGAAGACCCCAGUCAUAUCCUAAGCAAGAAACAAAUCCGAACUGCACUCUUGUGCAGAAAAUGUAGCUCGUAACCAUGUGUGGCCUUGGAAACCUGGACACGGACAAGCACAUGUUUAUUCAUAGAGGGAGAAAAAGAAGUGUAUAAAGGAUAUAUAUAAAUAUUCUAUUUAAUCUUCCUGAUGCGAGGAGCCAGUAUUGCAUGAUGAAGAGAUGGUAUGAUUCUACGUAUACGUAAAUUGUCUGUUUUUGUACUUCCCUUCAGGGUCAUUUACAGUUGAGAAAAUUCAGACACAUUCCUAUCACCAUCAUUUAGAUGUGGUUUGUCUUAAUGGAGAUGGUAGCAGAUCUUUUAGUAUUCUAACAGACAUGGCCUUUUCAUGUAAGGGCUUAACCCGCCUUCGUGUUUAUUGUACUUGGAGAGUGGAGAUGCUAUGAUGGAAGCAUGUUCAGGGUGGCCUUUAGCCCAGGGUGUACCACCUGUUUGGCAGUUGUUUUUAGAAAGCAUCCAUUCGCUAUGCCACUUGGAGACAGUGUGAGAGUUUUUGUUGCUGUUUUGCUCUCUAAAAUACAGGGCAGUUUUUAGCUUUCAGUGUUGUGUAGACUAUAACAUCACACCCUGUAAGCAUAUUGUCUCAAUUUGUGGAUUCAUCAUAGCAAGAUUAGCAAAGGAUCAGUGCCGGAAGUCACUUUCUUCCAGGUACUUUUAGAUCAAUACCAUAAUCAAUACAUAAUUGAAGUAGAGAACCCAGGCCUGGCUUGAGGAGUACUAUACCAUUUGGAGAGCAAAAGGUGUGUUACAUUCUUUGCUGAAGUCCUUCGUACUUGUAAUAAGAGUCCCCAUACACCUGAAGGAGCUGAGUUUCAUUUCCAUUUAAGUAGGCAGAAAUGGAAUAAUUAGAUCGCCAGUCUUCAGUAUCGCAGAGCUCCCUCUAGAGAAUCUGCUACAUAAAGCUUCAGUCAUGCUUCCAGCAGGGGCAGCAUCAGUCAUGGCUUCUAUAAUAGAUUCAUGAUGCCUCCAAGGCCUUUGAGGCUAAAAAGGGUCUAGAUUUUUUUAAAUCAGCAAACAAGGCUAGUACUUCUACGUUGGGAAUCUCUUCUGUUUCUGAUUUUUUGUUCUUUGUUUCUCCCUUCCUUUUUUUCCUCCACCCCCAUUACAUGGAGUUGAUAAACUGUGAGAUGAGGAGAAAUCUAGACAAUUUGGGCAUCCUUCUCAAUUUAUUUUCUCCCUUUGACCACCACCCCCAACACCCCAUCUCAAACUUAUGUGUCUUUUUUUAACUCAGACUGAAAAGCAUGGUGAAAAUCAUUAAACACUUAUAUUGUCA
This is a messenger RNA of Kogia breviceps (pygmy sperm whale), 2307 nucleotides long. It is a transcript of the gene MPZL1, whose product is annotated as myelin protein zero like 1. The record is from RefSeq and is a predicted model, not a curated record. Gene Ontology annotation, cellular component: plasma membrane; focal adhesion; cell surface. Lineage: Eukaryota; Metazoa; Chordata; Mammalia; Artiodactyla; Physeteridae.